CAGACUUGGAAGAGACUCCACCGACCGGACAGGAAGGAAUCAGCCACCCGAUAGCACCAGCACGCUUGCGAGACAGACCAUUCGUUGACCAAGGGAAUAGCGGAAACAUGAGCGCAGAAGCAGAAGAAACAAAGACGGCGGAGGAGACGCCGAAAACCGAGGAAGCCCCCGCGGCGGAGGAGGAAUCCAAGAAAGAGGAAUCCAAGAAAGAGGAAGCAAAGAAGAAGAAGGAAGACAGCGAAGAACUCACGAAACGCCUCCAGAAGCUCGCGCUCGAGCGGCAAAAGCAGGCCUCGGGCGAACGACUCAAGGUCAUUCAGAACGACUCUACGUCGCACCUGACGGGUGCCAAAACCUUCCAGGAACUCAAUCUUCCGAAGCACCUCCUGGACGCAAUCUUUGCCAUGGGAUUCGAUCGGCCGUCCGCCAUCCAGGAGGAAGCCCUGCCCCGAAUCUUGUCGGAUCCGCCGAGAAACCUCAUCGGCCAGGCCCAGUCGGGAAGCGGAAAAACCGCGGCCUUUACCCUGGGAAUGCUCUACCGGCUCGAGAUCAACGAACCGGCCACGACCCAGGCCCUCUGCGUCACGCCCACCCGGGAACUCGCCAUCCAGAUCUUUGAAAAGGCGGUGCGGCCCAUGGCUGCCAACAUGGCGGGACUCAAGAUCCAGCUCGCCAUUGCUGGCACCACGAUCGACAAGUCGGUCGGUGUCAAUGCCCACAUGGUCAUUGGAACGCCCGGAAAGGUCGUGGACUGGUUGAAGCGCAGAAUCAUCAACAGCAAAACCAUCAAGGUCUUUGUGCUCGACGAGGCCGACAACAUGGUCGGCGAGGACGGACACAGAGCAAAUUCCCUGUUGAUCAAAAAGACCCUGACGCGAUCCUGUCAGUGCCUCUUGUUUUCGGCCACCUUUCCGACCGAGGUUGUCAAGUUUGCAGAAAAACUCAUCCACAACGCCGAUAAGAUUUUGAUCGAGUCCGACGAAGCAUUGGUAGGUACUCUAUUGAUUUUUUUGUAUUGUAUUGGAUUCGACUCGAUUCGAUUCGAUUCGUUUGCUGCAUUCUGUUGUGUUGUAUGCUGUCGGAAUCAAAACAGAAAGACUAACCAACGACGGUGCGUUGUCCUAUCGAUUAUGCGAUUGCUACAUCACGAUCCUUGGGCUACGGUGUAGGUUUUGGACGUUAUCAAACAACUCUGGGUUGAUACGAGACAAUACGAGGGCGGCAAGCUGGAAUUUCUUUCUGAUAUUUAUUCCCUCUUGACCAUUGGUCAAAGUGUUGUAUUUGUCUCAACGAAGAAAAAUGCGGACAUGGUACACAGAACUUUGACCGACGGUGGUUACACCUGUUCGGUCCUCCAUGGAGGAAUCGAAGCGGACGAUCGUGAUUCCACAAUGCUUUCCUUCCGCAACGGAGAAUCGAACGUGCUUAUUACCACCAAUGUAUUGGCGCGUGGUGUCGACGUCGACAACGUAUGUCUGGUCAUCAACUACGACGUCCCCGUUACCAAGGACGGAGAUCCCGACUUUGAAACCUACCUCCACCGAAUCGGCCGCACGGGACGGUUUGGAAAGAAGGGAAGCGCCAUCAACCUAAUAGACGACACCCGAUCCGUCGAGGUCUUGGCCGCAAUCGAGUCUCACUUUGCGAUCCAGGGCAAGGAAAUGAUCCAGCAAGCCGAACCGGAUCCAGAAAGUCUUGCCGAUGUCAUUGAGAUCUAGGCACUUGAGAAAAAAACCACCGACGAUUGAUCGAAACAUCGUGCACGUGAAGUGUUGCCCGUGGUACAUAAAAUUCGCAAUAAUUUAGUAGAAGAUAUUAGUUUCGUCAGUAAAGAUGCACCGUACAGCUCUGCCAAGAGGAAAUCAACGUUAGUGACCACA
Molecule: messenger RNA, 1880 nt
Organism: Pseudo-nitzschia multistriata
Lineage: Eukaryota; Bacillariophyta; Bacillariophyceae; Bacillariales; Bacillariaceae
Source: the annotation of a GenBank genome assembly